Colletotrichum graminicola M1.001 is the source of this 225-nucleotide messenger RNA. RefSeq lists its product as uncharacterized. The record is from RefSeq and is a predicted model, not a curated record. The coding region runs from base 1 to 225 and encodes 74 amino acids. NCBI's taxonomy places the organism in Eukaryota, Fungi, Ascomycota, Sordariomycetes, Glomerellales, Glomerellaceae. The transcript has a single exon.
AUGGACGACACGCAAUGGUGCGGAGUGACGAAGGAGGACAUCGUCGUGGCUGCCUAUGGCGAUUGUUUGGAAGGCGGUUGGAUGAAGAACGCCUUGAAGUUGAACUACACCAACCUUAACCCAACAGGCUCACUGUCGUGGUUUGGAAACGGAAUCAGUGUGCUGGGCUUCGUCAGGAUGCCUCUGUGCCAGAACCUUUACACGAUUGUGGGAAACGCAGACUGA